Blastocystis hominis is the source of this 2778-nucleotide messenger RNA. RefSeq lists its product as hypothetical. The transcript has a single exon. NCBI's taxonomy places the organism in Eukaryota, Bigyra, Opalinata, Blastocystidae. Bases 1 to 2778 code for a protein of 925 amino acids. The record is from RefSeq and is a predicted model, not a curated record. Gene Ontology annotation, molecular function: cysteine-type endopeptidase activity. Gene Ontology annotation, cellular component: lysosome.
AUGAAUUCGGUCUUAUUAGGAUUGAUAUUGUCUGCUUGCGUUGUCUUCAGUGCUACCACUGACACAUCUGACUACUCCUGUGAUGAGGCAGGAUAUCUUAAUUAUCUAAGUGCGUGGACUGCUACUGAGAAGACCACGUCUCGUGAUUCAACUUCUGCGGAAUUCAAACAGCGUCUGGAGUACUUCGUUGACUCUUGCGAAAAGAUUCAUGAAUGGAACCUUCGCAAUAAGUAUCAUAUGGAGUUCACGUUUUAUGCUGAUUGGCAUGCUGAUGAAUUCGAUAUGUUGUCUGUUACCGAACAGAGAUAUUCUGGAUUGAAACCCGAGAUUCCUUCCACGACCCCGGUUCUUAACAACUCCAACUGGAGACACUUGCUGCCUCUCACUAAUCCUUGUGAUGACGUGUUUGAUGGGCAGGAGAAUAUGCUGCACGAGGUUAUUGGAAGACCGCAGAACUGCUCUGUUUCUUGGGCUUUUGCUAUUACCGACUCCAUCGAGUUUGCUAUUAAGAAGUUGUAUUUGGAAACCUAUGACCAGAUUGUGGAUGUCGCCCUUUCUGCUCAGGAAUUGAUUGAUUGCGUUGCCAAGGACCACGGUAUUCAGGGAAAUCGCUGCACCGCUGUUCCUCUCGUGUGGGGUUUUGAUUACGUUUUCGAGAACGGUAUUGCUUACCGCCAGUUCUACCCCCACACCAAUAUGGAGGCUGAUACCUGCAAUAUGGUGGAGGACUACCAGAAGUAUCACAUUGCUGGAUAUGAGAAGCCCCAUGUGUACAAUAAGCUGGGUCUGUUCGAAAUGCUGCUGAAGGGACCUACUGCCGUUGCCUUGGGUCUGGAUCCGGAGUACUUCCAGUAUUAUCGCAGCGACGCUGAGGAGGGUCCUUUCUUCAACACUGCCUAUUGGAGACCUUCGGUGUACGGUGUGGUUGUGGAGUACAAGCAGUAUGCUGUCGAUGGUGAGUCCGAGCUGGCUCAGUGGCCGUUCUUCGCUGUGGAGACCAGACUGCGUGCUUGCGAUUCGUUCAUUUUCCGUCUGCCCAUUUUAGAAUCGACGGGUGACGGAAACAUUGCUGGUAUCGCUGGAUUCGCUAUUCGUCCCAUUGUUAACGAGAUGAUCUCCUCGGGCACUGAGGCUCCUACUACCGUUGCUCCUACUACUGCUGCUCCUACCACUGUGGCUCCUACCACUGUGGCACCCACUACUAUUGCUCCUACUACCGUUGCUCCUACUACCGUUGCUCCUACUACUGUGGCUCCUACCACUGUGGCACCCACUACUAUUGCUCCUACUACCGUUGCUCCUACUACUGUGGCACCCACCACUGUGGCACCCACCACUGUGGCACCCACUACUGAGGCGCCUACCACCGUUGCUCCUACUACUGUGGCUCCUACCACUGUCGUUCCUACCACUGAGGCCCCUGUUGUGCCCACUACUGAGGCUCCUACCACCGAGGCUCCCGUUGUUCCUACUACCGAGGCCCCUGUCGUGCCCACUACUGAAACCCCUGUGAUUCCCACUACCGAAGCCCCCGCUGUGCCCACCACUGAGACCCCUGUUGUGCCCACUACCGAAGCUCCUGUGGUUCCUACCACCGAGGCCCCUGUGAUUCCCACCACCGAAGCUCCUGUCGUGCCCACUACUGAGACCCCCGUUAUGCCCACCACCGAGGCUCCUGUCAUUCCUACUACCGAGAUUCCCACUACUGAGGCUCCUGUGGUUCCUACCACCGAAGCUCCUGUUGUGCCCACUACCGAAGCUCCCACUGUGGCUCCUACUGUUGAUACCACCACUGCGGCUCCUACCGUGGCUCCCACCACCGUAGCCCCUACCACUGAGGCUCCCAUUGUUCCCACCACUGAGGCUCCUAUUGUUCCCACUACUGAGGCUCCCAUCGUGCCCACUACUGAGGCUCCUAUUGUACCCACUACUGAGGCUCCUAUUGUACCCACUACUGAGGCUCCCAUUGUUCCCACUACUGAGGCUCCUAUUGUACCCACUACUGAGGCUCCUAUUGUUCCCACUACUGAGGCUCCCAUUGUACCCACUACUGAGGCUCCCAUUGUUCCCACUACUGAGGCUCCCAUUGUUCCCACCACUGAGGCUCCUAUUGUUCCCACCACCGAGGCCCCCAUUGUUCCCACUUCGGAGCCCACUGUGAAGCCCACCAGCUUCAUUCCUCCCACCACCGAGGCCCCUAUGGUGCCUACGACUGAGGGCCCCGCUGUGCCCACCACGGAGCUUCCCACCACAAUCCCUGGCCCUGUGACGGUCUACGCCAGCGAGACCGAAUUCGCCACCCUUGAGGAGAUUCGUAACGAUGUCGAGAUCCUGGUGUUCAUCAUUGACUCCUACCCGGAUAUGAUCGAAGUGAAUCUGAGCGGGUUCACGAAUCUGACUACUCUGGUGUUCGAGUCUGGCUCCUUCAAGAACGCGCAGUCGGUGAUCAUUGAAUCGUCCACGGUGACCCAUAUCGCUUUCCGUUCCAACACGUUCUACGGAGACUCUGUGGAUGGCUCGCUCACUCUGCACACUCCCAUGCUGCAGGAAGUGAUUUUUGACGCCAACUCCCUUCACUUCAUGCACUCCGUUCAUUUGAGAGGAUUGGGUGCUCCGAUCCAGUAUUACGUGUACAACGGAGCUCUCGCCAACGUGGAUACCAUUUACUACAUGAAUACGUACUCUGGUUAUGCUAAGGCGAUGGCCGAUGCUAUUUAUGCUUCGGGACAUGCGGAGCUUAUCAAUAUUAUCGAAGAAUCGGUAACGCCUUCUCCCUAA